Bactrocera dorsalis (oriental fruit fly) is the source of this 2038-nucleotide messenger RNA. RefSeq names its product serine/threonine-protein phosphatase 5 (gene PpD3). The transcript is spliced from 9 exons. Gene Ontology annotation, cellular component: nucleus; cytosol. NCBI's taxonomy places the organism in Eukaryota, Metazoa, Arthropoda, Insecta, Diptera, Tephritidae. Gene Ontology annotation, molecular function: protein serine/threonine phosphatase activity; protein binding. The record is from RefSeq and is a predicted model, not a curated record. Bases 322 to 1956 code for a protein of 544 amino acids.
AUUUAAAAAAUUAGUAAACUAAAAUAAAUUCCCCGCCUUAUCAUAAAACAUAUGUUAUCUGGCAUCACUUGAAUCAUAUGUCAGAAAAUUUCCUUUUCUAGACGAGCACCUUUUUUUCAUUUCAGAAACUCAAGCAGUAUAUAAAAAUAAGGACGCGUUUAGCAAACACAGAAUUUAUAUAUAAUCAAAUCAUAUAGACCUCAGCGCCAACGCAUUCGCUAGCACGAGUAUCAAACCCCCUAUAAAGGAAGUGCAGCAUACGAAUCAGUGAUAAAGGAAUAAAAAAUUGUGAAGAAAAUUCAAGGGAAAAUUACUGGAAACAUGUCGGCGGCGCAAGUUGAAGUGCAGCAAAACAACGAGGAUAAAACAUUGGAUGGAGUGAGUAAAGCAGCCGCUAAAGGCACCGACUCAACCGCCUCCACCCUCAAUAAUGCGUUGAAUGAGAAUAAUAAUGCAGUGGAAAAGACCACUAAAAUGGAUACAUCAACAACAACGCAAGAGGCAACUAACAAUGGUGUCGAUGAACAAAAGGAUUUAGCAGAAAAUUACAAAAAUCAGGGAAAUGAACUGUUAAAGAAUAAGGAAUUCACUAAAGCAAUUGAAAUGUACACGAAAGCUAUAGAGUUAUGCCCCUGUGCAAUAUACUAUGCCAACCGUUCACUAGCUCAUCUGCGAGAAGAGAGUUUUGGUUACGCUCUGCAAGAUGGUAUCGCCGCUGUCAAAGCGGAUCCAACGUACUUGAAGGGCUAUUACCGUCGUGCCGCAGCUCAAAUGUCACUUGGUAAAUUCAAGCAAGCGUUAGCCGACUUUGAAUAUGUCUCAAAAUGUCGACCCAAUGACAAAGAUGCUAAACUUAAGUAUACGGAAUGCAAUAAAAUAGUUAAAAUGCGUGCUUUCGAACGUGCCAUCGCGGUUGAUACACCCGAAAAAACGUUAGCCGAAAUGUACAAAGAAUUAGAAGAUAUAGCUAUCGAAGAUGCUUAUACGGGGCCGGCCCUCAAAGAUAACAAAGUCACAUUGGAAUUCAUGUUGGAACUAAUGGAGCAUUACAAAAACCAAAAAAUCUUGCACCGUAAAUACGCUUAUAAAAUACUCUGCGAUGUUGACGAAUAUAUGCGGACGCAACCCUCGCUCGUUGACAUUAAUGUGCCCGAUGAAUCGAAAUUUACAAUUUGUGGCGAUAUUCAUGGUCAGUUCUAUGAUCUUAUGAAUAUCUUCAAAAUAAAUGGCUUGCCAUCGCCGACGAAUCCAUAUCUAUUCAAUGGCGAUUUCGUUGAUAGAGGCUCAUUUUCUGUUGAGUGUAUAUUCACACUUUUCGGUUUUAAACUUUUAUAUCCGAAUCACUUCUUUAUGUCUCGUGGCAACCACGAGAGCAUUAACAUGAAUCACAUGUACGGCUUCACUGGUGAAGUAUCGGCAAAAUAUACCUCCCGCAUGGCUGAUAUGUUUACGCGUGUAUUCAAUUGGUUGCCGCUAUGCCAUUGCAUUAACAAGAAGAUUCUUGUUAUGCAUGGUGGUCUCUUUUCGAGAGACAAUGUCGUUUUAGAUGAUUUACGCUGCAUCGACCGCAACUGCCAGCCACCCGAGGAGGGACUCAUGUGUGAACUAUUAUGGUCCGAUCCGCAGGCAUGGCCCGGUCGUGGACCCUCCAAACGUGGUGUGGGCAUACAAUUCGGACCCGAUGUUACAAAGACAUUUUGUAAACGAAAUAAUCUGGAUUAUGUUGUACGCAGUCAUGAAGUCAAAGAUAUGGGCUACGAAGUCACACAUGAUGGCCAGUGCAUUACAGUGUUUUCUGCACCUAAUUACUGCGAUACUAUGGGCAAUAUGGGCGCUUUUAUAACAAUAAAAGGCAAUGAUUUGAAACCGAAUUUCAAAUCAUUCGAAUCUGUGCCUCAUCCUGAUGUAAAGCCAAUGGCAUAUGCAAACAGCUUAAUGAGCAUGCUCUCCAUGUAGUUUAAGUUAACUCUGUAUAGUAAUAUAAAAUUGGGCUGGCGUUUAAGCAAGUAUUGUAUAUCUUAAACAAAGAAAACAAAAA